UGUCUGUAAAAGAGUCUUUCAUUUCUUAUGUUAUGGUGACAUUGACAUUCAAUGCAGUAGUUUGUGUAAUGUGAUGUGAGAAAAGGAGUGAUAUAUCAAUCGAUAAGUAUAAGCAGCACCAUGUAUUAGAAAACAGUAUACUACGAUGAAGAUAUUGCUCGUAGGAGUAGUGAUGAUGCUUCAAGAGGGAAUGACCUAUUAUCAGAGUCAAUUCGAUCAAGUAGCUCCUCUUCAACCAACUAGGGACGUUUGUGUCGCCAUGAUUCCUCCCUACAUCGGCAGACGACCCUUCAGAAACACGGCUCCAAUGAACAUUGAAGUGGAAGGCCAAUGGAUCAGUCACAAGAGGAUUUGUGUGUGCGCUUCCUCCCCUUUUGAUAGGUAUCAAGCAUUCACGGGCAUGAUGGUGCAAAUUAUGAAGGACAACUUGCCUUUUGGUGAGUUUGAACAAGAUGAAAAAACAGAGGUUACAGACUGCUCGCCCGGUCAAAAGAACUUGGCUCUCGUCCGGUCAUCUUACAAACUCCUCACUGCUGCGGUCAACUGGGUCGCCCCUUCCAACUUUGAUGUCUACACGGAACAGCUGUCCUGCAUAGUAACAAUUGUCGCCAUGAAUCAGAAGUAUUGGACGGUACAGUUUCCAAUUAUAGCGGCACCGCACAAAUACCCAGAGUAUCCAAACAUUACGAAGAAAGAAAAAUUGACACAAUCUUCGGCUUAGGUCAAAUUUACUAUUUAAAUAGCAGCCUUGUUAUAUGCAAUUCAUUAUAUUUAGCUUAACAAACUGAUCAAGAUGUUUGUACCUACCAAAUGUA
Molecule: messenger RNA, 815 nt
Organism: Macrosteles quadrilineatus (aster leafhopper)
Lineage: Eukaryota; Metazoa; Arthropoda; Insecta; Hemiptera; Cicadellidae
Exons: 5
Coding region: 146-721 (191 amino acids)
Source: RefSeq, a predicted model, not a curated record